This is a messenger RNA of Notechis scutatus (mainland tiger snake), 851 nucleotides long. RefSeq names its product mitochondrial ribosomal protein S23 (gene MRPS23). NCBI's taxonomy places the organism in Eukaryota, Metazoa, Chordata, Lepidosauria, Squamata, Elapidae. The record is from RefSeq and is a predicted model, not a curated record. Gene Ontology annotation, molecular function: structural constituent of ribosome. Gene Ontology annotation, cellular component: ribosome; mitochondrion. Gene Ontology annotation, biological process: translation.
UCUCUCGGUUUCCGUUUCCGUGACCCGAGGUUGCUAAGGGCCGCUUUGAGUUGCCAAGAGAGGCCUAAUUUAGGCCUAGUUUGAGAGGCAAUGGCGGGCAGCCGGUUGGAGAAGUUCGGAACAAUCUUUACCCGGGUGCAGAACUUGCUACGCUCCGGGGCUAUGCGCGAAUCCCAGAAACCCAUUUGGUACGAUGUUUACGAGGCUUUCCCUCCCUUGCGGGAGCCCACUUAUCGCAAUAUUCGCCCGUUAGUGGGAAAGAUAACAGAUACAGUGCCCCCCAUACUUUACCCGGAGGAUCAGAUCAGAGCGAAAUUUUAUGAAGCCUAUGGAGCUGGUUCAGGUAUAUUUGAACUAGCAAGAUCAAAUUAUAAAUCUCCCUGUCAGAGGUUUGUUGAGAAAUACAAUGAACUGAAGAAGAAGCAGGGAGACAUGGACGAAGACCUACUAUUUGCAGAAACAGGGAAAGCACUUUUGGCAGAGGGCCUGGUUUUAUCAAGAAAAAGCAAAAAGGUUGCUCCGAUGCCUCCAUCGACCAGGCCUGUAUUGGAGCUUCAAGAGAUACUUCAACAAGAGGAGGUCAGCACAGAAAAUCCAGAGCCAAAAACAGAGCCCAGCGAAAAGCCAAAGGAAGAAUCCUCCUAAUAACUCUGUGAUUCUAUUUCGACCAGUUUUUAUUGACUGUGUGACUUUUUGACAGAAAGACUCAUCUCAAUGUUCUGAUUUUUCUCCUCGUUAGGAAUGCUGAACGUACAAGAACUGUCUUAUGGCAUGCUUCGGCAAGUCAGAUUCCCUAAAGCGCAUGUUUCAGCAAAUGGUGGAUUUGAUUAUUAAAAUCGUUCUCUGGAAAC